Pseudovirgaria hyperparasitica is the source of this 1700-nucleotide messenger RNA. RefSeq lists its product as uncharacterized. Gene Ontology annotation, molecular function: SUMO activating enzyme activity. Gene Ontology annotation, biological process: protein sumoylation. The transcript is spliced from 3 exons. The coding region runs from base 65 to 1381 and encodes 438 amino acids. The record is from RefSeq and is a predicted model, not a curated record. Gene Ontology annotation, cellular component: SUMO activating enzyme complex; cytoplasm. NCBI's taxonomy places the organism in Eukaryota, Fungi, Ascomycota, Dothideomycetes, Acrospermales, Acrospermaceae.
CUUCGAACUACGACGUACGAUCAAUCGCAACGCUAUACCGACAGGUACAAAAGACCAUGAUAAUAUGAUGACCGCUCAGGCAAUAAGCGCAGAUGAAAUUGCGCUGUAUGACCGCCAAAUCAGACUUUGGGGCGUUCAAGCGCAAGAAAAGAUUCGCAAUGCGAAUGUGUUACUCGUAAACAUCAGAGCUCUUGGGAACGAAGUCGCCAAGAAUCUUGUCCUCGCAGGCAUUGCGUCCCUCACCAUCAUAGACGGCGCUAUCGUCACCGAAGAAGAUCUAGGCUCACAUUUCUCGAUAUCUACGGCGGACGUUGGCAAAAAUCGCGCCCUAGCUGCGCAACCCCAACUGCAGAAACUGAAUCCAAGGGUAGCGAUAUAUACAGACAUUGAGGACGUAACACUCAAAGGGCCUGAAUACUUCGCCCCCUUCGAUGUAACGAUUGCGACGGACUUGAACUUCAAUACGUUCUCCCAACUCAGCGCCGCAGCUCGACUUUCGAAUCGCCCGUUCUACGCAGCCGGAGUUCAUGGGCUCUACGGCUUCAUCUUCGCCGACCUUAUACAGCAUGACUUUGUCAUAGAGCGAGAAAAAUCGAAUAUUGAGACGAAGAUACAAGCUGAAAGCUCUACAAGAUCUAUAAUCGCUGUGAAUGUUAAGCGAGAGAAUGGAAAGCGCUUACCCGUCGAAUUGGUUUCGAAAAGAGAAAUAUAUUCGCCGCUCAUUCUUGCAACAAGUUCACCUUUACCACCAGAGGUACUAAAUAACCGCCGACGGAUGAAACAAGUUUCCCCUUUGCUGACUUGUGUCCGCGCUCUCUGGGAGUUUGAGAAGCUAUUUCAACGUCUACCGACACAUUCAAAAGAAGACCUCCAAGCUUUCACCAGGCAAGCUACAGAGACACAUAAAGAAUUGCAAUUACCCGUAGAGACCCUUAAGUCCGAGUUCCUGCGGAGUUUUUUGCAAAACCUCGGUUCCGAACUCUCUCCUGUUGCCGCGUUUUUGGGCGGCCAGCUCGCGCAAGACGUUAUAAAUGUUCUAGGCCAACGAGAGCAACCAAUUCAAAACCUCAUGCUCUUCAACGGGGAUGACUGUAAGGCGCCAGUUUAUGCCUUGCACCCCAUAUUUGCACCGAUCCCGGAUACCACGAUUCCAAUCAUGAACUCCGUCAACCCGGCUAUAUCCAUGGGUAUGAGUACGAACUUCCAUGACGCAUCUACCAUAGCGUCCAGUAGCAAUUCCCGUAGUAUGAAUGAUAACCAUGCUACCAUGGACUUGAGCAGUGCUCCCCCAAUGGGCACCACUGAUCUUACUACAUCCCCCGAUCAGAGCAACCGAGGCCAGGCUUCGGAUCAUAAUGGCACUACUGCCCCGAGCAAAUAACCGACCACACAAGCUCCGGAGGCAUGAGGGAUAUAUUUUUCACGCAGGAUCCUUCUUAUGUGCUGGAAAAGCGUUUGAUUCGAUUUGCAUUCAUGGCGUUAGGAGUGCCUCAUCAUGCUUCAUCAUAGAAAGGCUAAUGUAGCCAGCAAGCGUAUAAGGAGCUUUUGGAAGGCUACAACAGUGUUGGAAGUGUACAACAGAGAUCAUGCGCGCAUCCAAGGUUUUUGAUCUGUGACUACCCUCGGUCAAGUAUGUAAUAUUAGGCAAUAAUGCGCAGUAUGCCGUAGCGAAUACCCAAUGUGACACUAUAACAUCCAUG